AUGGACGACUACAUGUUUCGGUUUUAUGUGGAUGAGUGCAGGGCUGUUGAGGAGGCGACGAGUUAUGUGGAAAUAUUCAAUUAUUCGGAUCCCUUUUACAACUCCUGUGAGGAGCAUGCGCUUACGGAUGAUGAGUUUGGCAAUUUCUUGCGUCGACGGGGUGCGUUUGCUCCGCCAGACAACUUGCGCGAGGGGACGAAGUUGCUGAGUGGGAUUCGGUUGAUAGUGCAAAAGAAUGCCAAGGACAAGGAUACGUUUAUGCCCAAGGUUAUUUCUCUACCAAAGGACUCGUAUGCAGCUAUGGUUCGGGAAAUGAAGCUGCCGUUUAGAGGGAUCGAAACGACAUCUGUAGUAGGGCCAUUUUUCUGGUCCUCCUUUGACCAAGACGAUGAUGAUCCUCACCUACAAAUCAUCCACCGUAAAUCAGACGUACGCAAAAAAGGCAAAACCCGCGGCUGGGAAAUGAUGCUCUCGCACUCUUUCAAAACAAACAUCACAACAGGAUAUCUCAAAGGCACGCCCUCGUCAGACAUCGUCUCCGCACUACAGCACCUCCGUGCUUGUUCCGGACAAAUCGGCCAUCCUAUGCUCUUACCCGUCAUCAUCCUCUCGUACGACUUGUCGCCCGCGAAUGAUCAGAAGCAGAGGGACGCGCGAGACUGGCUGCGUCGUCUGGAGAACGCAGUGUCAUUGAGGAAUGAAGUCGAAGAGCACGAGCAGUAUUUCCAGGAUGGACUGCUGGAAGUAGAUGGCUUGAAUCGCGAUCUGGUCGAGUGCCAUGGCCACGUUAUGUGGAAAAGACCGCAGGCGUAUCUAGCACUGGCGGAGGAGAUGGAGAAGGCCAUGGAGCGAUAUCGUGAGCAGUCGGCGGUUUUUCAAACCAGGAAGCUUUCUAUGAAUGGUGUUCAUGAGGUGGUAGCGGAUGCGGAGAAACAGCAUUUCAAGGAGGUGGACAAGUUGCAUAGAAGCAUGUCCGCACGACUGGAGUUUUAUAAAGCUAAGCUGAAGGGUCUGGAGAAUUACAUCCACACCACCCUGGAGAGGUUGAAGGUGCAGCGGGAAGCUUUAUACAACAUCAUGUCCCAGCGCGAAGCGAGACUCAACCUCGAAAUCGCCGGAGAACAGCGCCGCAUCGCCCACGCCAGUAAACGCGACAGCACGGCCAUGAAGACCAUUUCCCUCAUGGGCACGCUCUUCCUGCCAGGGACGUAUCUCGCGUCCGUGUUCAGCAUGACAUUUUUCAACUUCCAAGAGACUGCGAAACCCGUCUCCGUCGAUUUAUGGAUCUAUUUUGCCGUCACUGUGCCCAUCACGGCUGCCAUUGUAGGUAUAUGGGUGUGGUUCGAUCGCCGGCGCGAGGCGCAGUAUGCGAAAGAUGAUGAGGAUCUGGAGCAGAAUAUCGACAAGAUGGAGAAGGAUAUCAUGUUCCAUCUGAGAAAGAGGACGAUGAGUAAGGCUCAUACUUGGAAUUCACUUAGUUCGCCGCCUCGACCUUGA
Pochonia chlamydosporia 170 is the source of this 1497-nucleotide messenger RNA. Its product is annotated as Magnesium transport protein CorA, transmembrane region. Lineage: Eukaryota; Fungi; Ascomycota; Sordariomycetes; Hypocreales; Clavicipitaceae. The record is from RefSeq and is a predicted model, not a curated record. Bases 1 to 1497 code for a protein of 498 amino acids. The transcript has 7 exons.